Molecule: messenger RNA, 2379 nt
Organism: Paramecium tetraurelia
Lineage: Eukaryota; Ciliophora; Oligohymenophorea; Peniculida; Parameciidae
Exons: 3
Biological process (GO): potassium ion transport; transmembrane transport
Cellular component (GO): membrane
Molecular function (GO): voltage-gated potassium channel activity
Source: RefSeq, a predicted model, not a curated record
AUGGAUAAUUAAAUUGAAUAAAAGAGUUUAUUCAAAACAAAGUUUAACCACUCCACACGUAACAUCUUUCAACAAACUAAAUUCACCAAACAACAAUUCUUUAGGUAUUCAAAUAAAUUCAAAUAUCAUCCUAGAAGUUCAAGUCAAAAUUAUUCUCAUGAAAAGCUGGAAGUUCUCGAAACGAAUAAAGAAGAUGAAAAAGAUUAAUUUGUGUCCUAGCCAAUCAAUUCCUGUUUUGAAAGAGUCCUGGAUCGAAAGCAUAGCAUAUAAAGCAAUCUUGGUUCCAUUAAAGAGCUCUCAGUUUCUGAUUAAAUAGCCGAUCCUACCUAAUAAUAGGAUAUAAACAACGAGAAUGCCGAGUAAAAUACCCAAUAAAACACACAUUCAGUUAGUGGAGCACCUCAAAAUACCCUUAGAAAUAAGAGGAAGCUUAAGAGAUUACCAAGAUUUGAUGAAGAACGAGAGCCACCAAAGGUUUAAGAUGAAUUCAAACUUAUCAUAAUGCCGAAUAACAAAUACAAGUAAUUUUGGGAUGUGGGUUUGUUUCUAAUUCUUAUUUAUGUGUCUAUAUUCACGCCCUUCAAGAUUGGGUUCGUUUAAGAUGGAGAGUAUUUGGUCUGGGAUUACUUGGAUAAUGCUAUUGAUUUCAUUUUUAUGACAGAUAUUGUACUUACAUUCCUGAGUGCGGCAUAUGAUGAUGAAGGCAAUUUGGUAACGGAGAGGAAAGCAAUAAUGCUUAACUACCUCAAAGGAUGGUUCAUUAUUGACUUAAUGUCGUCAAUUCCGUUUUACUUUAUUUUGAAUGAUACUUCUCAGAGAUACAAUAGCAUCGCACGUAUUUCCAAAGUUCCCAAAAUAUACAGAGUCAUUAAAAUGAUCAAAUUGGCAAGGAUGUUCAGGUUAAAAGAAAUAUAAUAUGUUAAAGUUAUCAAUAUCAACAUCGGAAAUGAGAGAUUUAUUCUUGCAUUUCUCUUACUCAUAUUUUCAUGUCAUGUAGUGGGAUGUAUUUGGUUUUUUGUGGCAACCUUAUCUGAAGAAGAGGAUUGGGUGUACUUUGAGUCCCAUACAUUUGAUUAAUACAUAGUCUCCAUGUAUUGGGCAGUAUAAACAGUGUUGACAGUUGGCUAUGGUGAUAUUAAAUUCUACUCCUGGUCAACAAGAAUUUUUGCGAUUGUUUGGAUGUUAUCAUCAGUUUACGUUUUUUCGUUUGCAGUUGGUUCUCUAGCCUCAUUCCUAGACAGAUUAGAUUAAAAUAAUCAAAUCUACUUAAAUCGUUUGGCCACUCUUAAAAAUAUAAAACAGGAAUUUAAAAUAUCCAAAAAAAUGUUUUUGAAGGUGAAAAGAGAACUCAAACAUGGCAAAAGGGAUUUUUCAUAACAAUACCAUAUCCUAUUAGAUGAAUUACCACCAAUAUUGAAAACAGAGUUGAGUUAUAUUAUGAAUAAGCAUCUCAAAGAAGAGAUAGGGUACUUUCACGAUAAAUCUCAAUAAUUUAUAUCAGCAAUAGGCCCUUUACUCAAACCAAUUAAGUUAGAAGCGAAUGAGUUUGUAUAUUGCACGGGUGAUUUAGCAGAGGAAAUCUAUUUUGUGAAAAGCGGAAAAUUAGCUAUUGUUUUACCUGAUUAAUAGAAUUUUAAAUUUAUGAUGAUUAAACCAGGAUCAUAUUUUGGAGAAUUAGAUAUUCUAUUUUAUGGAGAAAAAAGAAAAUAUACUAUAAUGACAACUAAGCCUAGUGAAUUUUAUGUACUUUCUAGAAAAGAUUUUAAAUCAAUUUACUUACAUUAAUUUAGAGAUGAAGGCUAAGUCUUAGUGAAUGAAGCUUUAUAAAGAAAGGUUAUGAUAAAAAGUGCCUAUGAUGAUGCUCUCAGUUUCUUAGGAGAAGAUACGAAUUUGUAAUAACCUCGUGUGACAACUCAUAAAACUAGUAAAUUUAAAGUUGUUGACAACGCAACCAGUCCCUAAGUUGAUCCAAAAUUAGUAAUUUAAUAAAAGACAGAAGAUUAUAGUAACAAUGACGAUGGCUUAAUUAAUUUUGACAAAAUAUAAUUUAAAAAAAAAAUUAGUGCUCUUGAAAAAUAAAUUAAAAUAAAGGAUCAAAUUAUAGCUAAUAUCCAAUAAGAAUUGGAUGAAUUGAUGAAUCAAAUUUAACAUUAAGUUAGUGAUGAUAUUAUAGGUCGAUUUAAAAUUACAAAAAGUAUGGAGGAAAUGAUGUAACUUAGAAGACAAUUAAAAGCAACUAAAAAAAUGGAAGAAACAAUCAAAUCGUAAAGGCAGAUUUAUCGUUCUGCGCAUUAGUCUAAAUAAUUCUAGAUUGAUUGUCGUAAAUAUUCAAGCUCUGUUGAAUAAGCAAAGUUGCUUAACAGUCUAUGGGAAGAAUGA